This is a messenger RNA of Salvia hispanica, 1075 nucleotides long. NCBI's taxonomy places the organism in Eukaryota, Viridiplantae, Streptophyta, Magnoliopsida, Lamiales, Lamiaceae. The record is from RefSeq and is a predicted model, not a curated record.
AUGGAUAGGAACACAUUUGGGCGUCUUUGUCGUAUUCUUCGUGAUCGUGUAGGCUUGAUAGAUCAGAAGUUCGUCACUGUAGAAGAACAAGUUUCUAUGUUUUUAUGUGUUCUUUCCCACCACACGAAGGCUCGGAUAGUUGGGUUCAGAUUCAUGCGGUCAUCCCAAACCGUAUCAAAGUACAUACACACUGUGCUCCGUGGAGUGCUGACGCUUCACAAUCUUUUUUUAGCAAAGCCCACUCCUAUUGAUGAGGCUUGCUCUGACCGACGUUGGAAUUGGUUUCAGGGAUGUCUUGGCGCAUUAGAUGGCACCUAUAUCAACGUACGAGUUCCGGUUGCUGACGCACCUCGUUACAGAAACAGGAAAGGGCAAAUCACGACAAACGCACUUGCCGUAUGUGACCCUCACCUCCGCUUCACUUACCUUCUGCAAGGAUGGGAGGGGUCCGCCGGCGAUUCAAGGAUUUUGCGGGAAGCAGUCAGUAGACCCCUCGGUCUAAAGGUGCCUAAAGGUUGUUACUACCUUUGCGAUAACGCGUAUGCAAAUGCCGAGGGGUUUAUGACCCCCUAUAAAGGAGUGCAUUAUCAUUUGAAGGAAUGGGGCCCUGGUAGGCAAGCACCAAACCCCGGAAGAGCUGUUCAACUUGAGACACACAAAGGCCCGAAAUGUCAUCGAACGAUCGUUUGUGGUGCUGAAGAUGCGAUGGGGUAUACUCCGAUCUGCAAGUUUCUACCCGAUAGAUGUUCAAACAGGCUUGAUCAUAGCAUGCUUCCUACUACACAACUACAUCAGAGGUGAAAUGGCUGUAGAUCCAAUUGAGGCAGAGCUGGCAAAUGAAGCAAACGAUGAGGAAGAAAACGAGCUUGAUUCGGAUAAUAUGGAAUAUAUCAGUAGCGUUGAACCUUCAACAGCAUGGACCAAGAAACGAGAUGAUCUUGCAAGAGCUAUGUGGGCGGAGAGAACUGCAAUGUAACCGUGUAUGCCGUUAGCUACUUGUAACCUUCUAGAUUCGUAUUGACAGUAUUCGUGUGGAUUUUUUCACUUGUUGGCAUGUUAAGAAUUAAUACAUUUC